AUGCCAAGAAACUUGAAUGACGAAGUUGAGAACUUUUUUGCUGAAGUUGACGCCAUCACGUUUAAUGGUGUUAAAGAACAAGAUAACGCACCGAAGACCAAUUGGAUCGUCCAAGUCGACUCAAAGUCUAAUCUCCCCUUUUACUACAACUUUGUAACCAAAGAAACGACAUGGAACAUCCCAGAUGAGUACCAGUCCUAUCUCGACGAAUAUAAGACCUAUCUGCAACACAAGAAUGACCAAUCAGACCUGAAGAAGGUAGAGGAAAAGGAGGCUCCGAUUCUUAUACUGCCCGAGGGUAAUGCUAGAAAACGUCGUCGCAUUAAGCGCGCCUUCAUGCGUGCAAAUGCAGGAAGGACGAGCCUUCUAGAUGCACCUGUGGAAUUCCUUUCAGAGUACAUCGCCUAUAGCAACUCUUCUUCAGAAAAUGAGUCCUUAGAUUCGAAACGGUCGUCACAGGCAGCCAUAGACAACGAACCUAUGGAAGUGGUACAGCGUACCCCAGAAUUAUCGACGGAAUUUAUCGGUCCUCAAUUACCUUUACCACCACCGAAGUGUGAAUCCGCACCUGUGAAGUCAGAAGAGCUAAGUAGGCUCCUCUUGGACAAGUUUGCCGCCUUUCAUCCAGAAUGCGACAAACUCUCGCGUCUUCAGGUUGCAUACAUCCAAUUCACAACGCGUUUCGAGGAUUGGAAGGCUGGACAUCUCUCAGACGCGCACUUUGAGGAGAAGUUGGAAGAAGCCAGCAAUUUUAUCUGUGAAUACGAACAGCGUGUGCAACAUAAAACAGCGAAUGAGUGUCCACCCAACAGGCCAUGUCCACUUCCAACAUAUCAAGGCGAACCUGCCAUACUUAAUCAAGCAGAGGUACUCAUUACUUUCGCCACUGCUCUGAAGUCUGAAAGCAGGGGAACCACAUCCCUCAAAGUGAGUGAAAAUAGACCUGAACUUGGCAGCUCAAACUCAUCGCAGGGUCCUGAGACUGAUACACAGAUGGCACAAUGCGAUCUGAACUAUGAUAGCAGUUUAUCAGUAUAUCCACAGGGGAUGAAACCAAAACAAGAACUCCAGAAAAAGGAUAUAAGUUCGGACGUUACGAUGCCGAAUAUAGAUGUACCCAAGUCGACAGAAAAGUGGAGCGAUGCGCAAGAAGAUUUGUAA
Molecule: messenger RNA, 1161 nt
Organism: Echinococcus granulosus
Lineage: Eukaryota; Metazoa; Platyhelminthes; Cestoda; Cyclophyllidea; Taeniidae
Exons: 7
Coding region: 1-1161 (386 amino acids)
Molecular function (GO): protein binding
Source: RefSeq, a predicted model, not a curated record